Molecule: messenger RNA, 1543 nt
Organism: Episyrphus balteatus (marmalade hoverfly)
Lineage: Eukaryota; Metazoa; Arthropoda; Insecta; Diptera; Syrphidae
Product: venom serine protease-like
Exons: 6
Coding region: 75-1259 (394 amino acids)
Biological process (GO): proteolysis
Molecular function (GO): serine-type endopeptidase activity
Source: RefSeq, a predicted model, not a curated record
CAGCUAAAUAAAGCUGUGUGUUGUGAAAAAGACGAAGCAGAUAGUAUUCGCUAUUUGUCAGUGUUUUAGCUAAGAUGAUGUUAAAUUCAAUAGGUCUGGUCCUUCUGCUGCAGUCAGUUAUAUUGGUGAAUGGUCUUUUUGAAGGAUGUGGUUCCGAUUAUAAUAUUAAUUCAAGCAGGGAUAUAAAUCUUUUAUCGCCAAACUAUCCAAACAAAUAUAAACCAGGAACAUCGUGUAAAUAUACUUUUACAGCCCCGACGGGUUAUGGAGUAGUAUUAACGUGCACUAUUAAAAUUUACAAAGAUAGUUCACAAUGUACCACGGACCAAGUAUUAGUAUCUACAGAUAAUGAUGCACAACUCAGAGGAGCAAAUAGUUAUUGUGGAUCAGGAACUUUUACAAAAGAGUCUGAAUACCAACAAAUUGCUCUAGCUUUAAUAUCAAAUUCCAAUUCAGUUAAUGGAGGAACAUUUAAUUGCACCGUAUCUGUUAAACCUCAAGCUUGCGAUUGUGGUUGGUCACAACGUGGCAGAAUUGUUGGAGGAACAGCUGCUAAUCCAACUGAAUAUCCUGCUAUGGUGGCUAUUGGUGUAAAAAGUUCAAGUCAAAUAUUCUGUGGUGGAACAAUCAUCAAUUCUCGAACUAUUCUAACGGCAACUCAUUGCACAAAGACAGAUAAUAACCCAAACAAUCUUUUUAUACUUACUGGUUAUACGUAUUUGUCUUCAACUUCUGACUCUGCAUAUUCAAAAACAUACCUUAUAUCCAGAAUCAUUGAACAUCCUUAUUACAAUCCGACGACAGAUGUUAACGAUAUUGCAUUGUUGAUAACGACCAUGGAUAUAAACUUUUCCAGAGGAUGUGGACCGGUUUGCUUGUCAUCUGAUGUUUCAAUAAAUUUGGACUAUCGUAAAGUGGAUAUUUGUGGUUGGGGCACAACUUCAUUUGGUGGUUCCACAUCAAAAAGUCUGCUGAAAGCAACACUUUCUGUCAUAACAUAUCAAGUUUGCCAACAAUACUAUAAUCAAGUAGAAAACUCCCAAAUUUGCACAUAUGGAGAUGGGAAAGAUGCUUGUCAACUAGAUUCUGGUGGUCCAGUUUUUUUUAAGGCACCAGACAGAAUGUUCCAAGUUGGUAUAAUUAUUGGUGGAAAUGGAUGUGGAGGUUCAUACCCAGGAAUGAAUACAAGAAUUGCAUCGCAUAUGAAUUGGAUACGGUCAAAUGUUGUAGGACCCUUAUGCGUUAAGUCACUCUCUUAAGAAUGUUGACUUUACAGAAAUAUUUACUUAAAUUUAAUACUUUGAUUGCUUACAUUUUUGAGUCUAAUAUACAAAAUUUACUGAAAUUUAAAUAUAUUUGUACUAAAAAUCAAGGACGUAUUCCUCAAUUUAAAGUUUCAGUUUAUUGUAAUGAUAUUUCUUUCUUUUUCUUAUUUAUUAUUUUUAUUAUUUUAUGUAUUUAUUUUCUUUCUUACUUCUUAAAAAUGAAACAAAACACAAAAAAGUGAUUACUCAUCAUAAAAAUAAUAAUGGUGAUAUAAUAA